AUGUCUCUCGACCUCGCACAGCCGCGCGCGAUCCGCCCUCUCGUCCCGCCCCCUGAACCGCCCGCAUCGGCCCCCUCGGGCGGGGGUUCCGCUCAAGCAGGGCGCGCAGCGGGAGCCGACGUGAGACCGGCGCCGAGAGCGAGAACGGCCGUACAUGUGCGCCUCACCGAGGACGUCCUGCGCGAGCUCGUCGACACGGCGCGCAAGGGCCCGCCCGGUGCUCUCGACGGCGCACUCAGGCUCGACCUCGGAUCCCAGCCGGCCUUCAUCGUCAACGGCGUCCGCCACGCCCUCUCGGUCCAUCCCGAGGCGCCCAACACGGAGCUCGUCCGCCUGUCGUCGUCCUCGCGCGACAUGCAGCCGAUCGCCGCCGUCACGCACCGCGCCAACGUCCAGCACUCCAAGGCCGACCUCGACAAGGCGGGCCAACGCGCUCGCGAGAACCGCGAGCUCGCCGAGAAGGAGAAGGACAGCCGCCGUGCGGUUCUCCUCGACUCGGCGCCGACCAAGCUGCACGCCCGCUCCCUCUCGCACAACCGCCCCUCCCGCCCGCACGCCCCUCUCGGCGGCCCCGCCUCGGCCCCGUCCUCGCGCACCGCCUCGCCCGCCUCGACCGGCCGCCAGCCGUCUCGCCUGACCGCCGUUCCGCCAAAACCGCCGACGAGCAGCAGCUUCCGCAUCGGCAAGGGCACGGUCCCGAGCUCGAUCGCGCUCGCGCGCGGCGCCAGCUCGAGCUCGUCGUCGGGUACCGGCGGCGGCGCCGCCUCGCCACCUCGAGUCGCGGCGGCAUCCACAGCCGUGCCCGACGCCGUCGGUGCGCCCGUGGCGGCGCGGCAGGACUCGGCGAGCUCGUCGACGUCGAGCAGCUCCGAGACGAGCUUGCUGCAGAAGACGAGCGGCGCGAGCGUCACGAGCCCCGAGUCGUUGACGCUCGGCGACACGACCAAGGCGGCGGCGCCGCCUCGGGCCGACGACAAAGGGCUCGACCCCUCGCCGGCAGCGGCGACGGCGGCCAAGAGCGCCGUCCGGGCCGGCGGCGGGCUCAUGAAGGGCAAGGAGACGCUCAAGAAGGAGAAGCGGCGUGACGAGCGUGCCAAGGAGCGAGGGUCGGUCCCGGCCAAGCGGUCGUCGGACGUCGCGCAGGCGCAGGCGUCGUCGCAGGACAAGGACGCCGAGGGCGAGGACGAGGACGCUCCCGGCGAGCCCGACGUCGUCGACGAGGCGCCGGCACGACCUGCGCCGGCCAAGAAGCGCCGCGUCGAGGCGGACGAGCGCGACGGCUCGGGCGUGAGCAGCAGUCGCGCAUCGUCGGCGUCUCGCACCGGCGCCUCGUCGACGCCGGCGCCCAAGCCGGUCGUCAAGACCAAGAUCGUCACCAAGAUCGUCGCCGUGCCCAAGAGCGUCGUCGAUCGCGGGAGCGGCAGCGAGGCCUCGCGCUCCGACAGCCGGAUCAAGUCGUCCAAGGUCGCCGACAAGCCUCGAGGGCGCGAGCGGCGCGAGGACACGGCCGAGUCGAAGGCGUCGCCGCCUCCUGCACGCAAGAAGAAGAAGAAGGCCGAGACCGACCGGUGGUACUCGUCGUCGUCGUCCGAGAACGAGGCCGGUCCGUCGUCGAGAACCUCCUCGAGCGCCAAGCCGCCUGGUCGCUCGACAGCGCCCAAGCGUUCCUCCGGCCCCGUCACGACCGCACCCCCAGCCGGCUCGCCGCUGCGCACCUCGACCUCUGCCGCCGCCCUGCGCGCCUCGCCGCCCAUCGUCGCCCCUCCACCGCUCGAGCCCGUCCCCAUCUCGUCCGCCGCCGACUUUUCGUCCUCCCGCCUCGCCUUUUUCGAGGCGUACGCCACCUACGCCGUGGCCCACUCGCGGCUCGCCGACGAGCGGCACCGCCUCGAGUGCGGCGAGCCGGGCACGCUCGAGCCGGGCGAGGCGCGCCGGCUCGUGCAGGACGUGCUUCGGCAGCGAGGCGAGCUCGAGGCGCUGCGCGAGGGCAUGAGGCGGUUCGCCGCUGCGGGAGGGGGUGCGGAUAAGACUGCUUAG
Rhodotorula graminis WP1 is the source of this 2037-nucleotide messenger RNA. RefSeq lists its product as uncharacterized. The coding region runs from base 1 to 2037 and encodes 678 amino acids. NCBI's taxonomy places the organism in Eukaryota, Fungi, Basidiomycota, Microbotryomycetes, Sporidiobolales, Sporidiobolaceae. The transcript is spliced from 3 exons. The record is from RefSeq and is a predicted model, not a curated record.